Molecule: messenger RNA, 390 nt
Organism: Naumovozyma castellii
Lineage: Eukaryota; Fungi; Ascomycota; Saccharomycetes; Saccharomycetales; Saccharomycetaceae
Gene: SEN15
Product: Sen15p
Exons: 1
Coding region: 1-390 (129 amino acids)
Source: RefSeq, a predicted model, not a curated record
AUGGAAGUUCUUCACAAAAGACACGAACUGGAGGAACUGGUGAAGAACAAUCUAUUACAUUUCCAGCUAUGGUCAAACGUUCAGGUUCAGAAUGAGUACAUACCCUGGAAGGGAAUGGAACUUAGAUUGCUUACCGGGAAGCCUUCACAAAAGCUGUCCAAUGAUGACGAGAAUCUGGGGACAGAUGGAACAUUAAUGACUGAGUACAUUUUACCGAUUAAUAUGUCCCAAUAUAAGACAGAAUUCAUAACGAUUCAAUGUCUAGACAUGAUUUUUGAAAAACUAUGUCCGGAAUAUGUUAAACGGUUAGUUUUAGCUAUUGUAAGCGACGAUGGAACUACAGUAUUCUAUUUUGCAUACAAAGGAAUACAUAAACCAAAAAGAAAUUGA